AGAAAACCCACAAAAAUCCAACAAAACCGGCUCGCGUUGGCCGAGAUCAAGCUUCGAUUGGCAGUGUUUAAAGUAGAACCGACGGCUGCAGCCAGAAUUCACUUUUACCAAGUACCGAUCCACCUUCCCGGGGAUCACCCAGAGUUGCUUGACGCAGACGCAGUACUAUUUCAACCUCGUCUCAUCUUUUUAUCUUUGUACUCUUCACGUCUUCCUUCCUUUCAAACAAUCAUUCGAAGCAAACUUCAAUUCACCGAACGUCGACUUGCUAUCGAGAAGUGAAGAUGUCUACUGCGCACGACAACUUCGAAAAGGGCCUUGGCCUUUCGAACGCAGACGCAGAGUCGGGAUCUGACGGCAAAGUCACAAAUCAACAUAUUGAUCUUGUAGGAAAUGAAGCUGUGUCACAAAGGCCGACUCGAGUCUUCCAAGCACCUGAGCUGAUUCGGAGCAUGACGCCCAAAGAGAGAGAGACGGCGGAAAAGAGGUUGAGAAGAAAGAUCGAUUUGAGAUUGAUGCCGAUGAUAGUCCUCAUGUAUAUCAUGAAUUACCUGGACAGAAACAACAUCGCAGCUGCUAAACUCGCUGGUAUCCUCACCGAUCUGGACCUGAAAGGUGUUGAGUUUCAGACAUCAGUCUCGAUUCUCUUUGUUGGCUACCUUCUCAUGCAAGUCCCGUCGAACCUCUUCCUCAACAAAAUAGGCAAACCUGCAAUUUAUCUCCCCAGCUGUAUGGUCAUCUGGGGUAUUAUAUCUGGAGCCACUUCAGCGUGUCAGAACUAUGGUGGUCUCAUUGCCUGUCGAUUCAUGCUAGGUUUUGUCGAAGCAGCCUACUUCCCUGGCUGUCUUUACUACCUCUCUUGCUGGUACACCCGUAAAGAACUUGGUUUCCGCACUGCAAUCUUCUACUCCGGUGCUCUCAUCAGUGGAGCUUUCUCGGGACUCAUUGCAGCAGGAAUCCAAGCGCAUAUGGACGGCGCAAGAGGUCUCCGAGCAUGGCGCUGGCUGUUCAUCAUCGAAGGAGCAAUCACCGUCGUAGUAGCAAUGUUUUCCUUCCUCAUCCUGCCUAACUUUCCCAGAACGACCAGCUGGUUGACCGAAGAAGAACGACAGCUAGCCAUCUGGCGUCUGGAAGAAGAUAUUGGAGAGGAUGAUUGGAUCGAUGCUCAGCACCAGAGCUUCUUCCAGGGUGCCAAACUUGCAUUCUCGGAUAUCAAGACUUAUGUUUUGAUGUUCAUGCUCUUUGGAAUCGUCGCCAGCGGAACCGUCACUAACUUCUUCCCUACCGUUGUCAAAACACUAAACUACAACAACGUAGACACUCUUCUGCUUACAGCUCCACCCUACGUCCUAGCUGUUAUCACCACUUUCCUAAAUUCCUGGCACGCAGACCGAACAGGAGAACGCUUCUUCCACAUCGUCUGUCCUCUUUGCUUCGCCGUCUUGGCCUUCAUCCUCGCAGCCUGCACUACCAAAACCGGACCCCGCUACUUCGCCAUGAUGCUCAUGGUGCCCGGCGUGUAUACCGGUUACGUGGUCGCCUUGGCCUGGAUUUCAAACUCCCUUCCCAGACCACCUGCCAAACGAGCUGCGGCCUUAGCUUUCAUCAACGCUAUCUCGAACACGUGUAGUAUUUAUGCGAGUUAUAUGUACGAUGCGAGUGCUGGACCCCGAUACGUGACGGCGAUGAGUGUUAAUUGUGCGAUGGCGAUAAUGGCUAUGAUUGCGGCGGUCGUAUUGAGACUUAUUCUUGUGAGGCUGAACAAGAAGCUUGAUCAGGGAAUAUUUGUUGAGGGGGCUAUCAACAGUGGGACCACGGAGGCUGGCAAGAAGGGCUUUAGGUUUAGGAUCUGAACUGCAUCAUUUCGUUGGGCUUAUCUUUGGCCGGAUGAUUUCUUGGGGUUCAUAGAAAUUGAAUCUG
Mollisia scopiformis is the source of this 1920-nucleotide messenger RNA. Its product is annotated as pantothenate transporter liz1. Gene Ontology annotation, molecular function: transmembrane transporter activity. NCBI's taxonomy places the organism in Eukaryota, Fungi, Ascomycota, Leotiomycetes, Helotiales, Mollisiaceae. The transcript has 5 exons. Gene Ontology annotation, biological process: transmembrane transport. Bases 285 to 1853 code for a protein of 522 amino acids. The record is from RefSeq and is a predicted model, not a curated record. Gene Ontology annotation, cellular component: membrane.